CCGCGAAAAGCGAUUACAGUGAUUACACAUUCUCUUAUGGCCGUGGCCGCUCUCAGUCUUCUCUCUGAUUAUAUUUUCCUUUGAGUAUAUCGUUGAGCUAAAAAUGAUUUUGUGAUGAUUUGUGCGCUCGCACUUGUGCAAUAAUUUUGUUUGCAGCGCACAUUUCAAUAAGUACGAACAAAUAAUUUUUGUGACAUAUUAAUCGUGAAUUUCGCUAAAAUGAACGAAUUUCUUCGACGAGAGGUCUUGCAAGUGUUUAAGAAACUCCAUAGAACAAGAUUAAAGAAAUUUGAAGGCGACGAACAUGCAUUGCAAGUUGUGAGAAGUAAGAUAAAUGAAGAAUAUAGGAAGUACAAAAAUGUCAAAAAUCAAGCUGCUAUUGAAGAGUUGAAUAAAUUUGCACAGGAAGUUGAACAAGAGAUGAGAACAACUAUUAUCCAAGCUGUUGAAACAGCACCUGGAAGAUUAACACUGAACAUUACUUCAGAUGUCUUAGUAGAUAAUGUGCCAAGCAAAGAUCAGAAAAAUAUCAAAAAAGAUAAAAAUCAAGUGAGGUGUUGUAAGGAUACCGAACAAUGAUAUUGAAGAAUAAAAUUAAAUUUAAUUGAAAACAAUUUGUCACAUAAAUUGUAAAUGUUGAUGUAUUUAAAUAGUUUACUGUAAUAUUUGUAAAUAUACACUAUUGUAGGUAGCUCUAUAUUUAAACAUGCAAAAAUAAAAACUCACAAAUUUA
This is a messenger RNA of Pseudomyrmex gracilis, 733 nucleotides long. Its product is annotated as complex III assembly factor LYRM7. The transcript has 5 exons. Gene Ontology annotation, biological process: mitochondrial respiratory chain complex III assembly. The record is from RefSeq and is a predicted model, not a curated record. Bases 220 to 579 code for a protein of 119 amino acids. Lineage: Eukaryota; Metazoa; Arthropoda; Insecta; Hymenoptera; Formicidae.